AUGGCCUCGUCGGAUCCUGUACAACCCCUGCGCCUAUCCAAGAGCAGCUCUCCUCCCAAGAUGUCGAGUGCUAUUCCACGCCCUCUUUCUGAGAUUUCUCCUUCCGAGAAGCGAAGGAACUCCCCUAGCUGGAAGGAGGCGACUAAGAAGAUGUCCUUGAACACCGACUCGUCACCGUUCAACAGCUCCCCGCUGGACGGAAAGGCCUUUCCUCGGCUGUUCUGGCAGAGUAGGAACAACGAGAACAGCACAUACGGCUCAGGCUCGCCGUCGCCAACCCGCCGAUCCUCCAUCGAGCGCCUGCAGAAGGCUUCACGCGUCAAGAACAGCAACAUCCUCGCCCUCGAGCAGAAACAAGAGUAUGACCCGACUAGGGUCCCCCAGGUCGAGCGGCCGCUUUCAAAAGUCCAAGGCAAUGCCUUUGGCGGGACUGGCAUCAGCGGAUAUCGUGACAACAAGGCUUUUGCCCACACAAGAUCAGAAAGCCAGACCAGGAUCCCUCAAUACAGCCCAACCAAGUCGCCUCCUCCACUGUCCACUUCUCCUUCCUUGACACGCAAUUCUCCGCCAAACGGCCCAAGACCAGCAAGCAGGGACCAGGCGUCCCCGACCAAGUCCUCCCUCGCACCCAGCCGGUUCAAAAACAGCUUCGACGUCGACAACGAGCUCAACUCUUCGGGGUCGUCAUAUGAAGAUCGUGAGUUGCCAUCCGGAAUGGCCCUCCAUCGUCAUGCCAAGAGCGUCACGUUCGACAAUGCACCCCCUCAGAUUAACGAGUAUGAGAUGGCCACUCCGGACAUCUCAUCCAUCGCCUCGAGUUCUCGGGAAGGCAGCAUCGACUCGGAGGAUGACGAUGACGACGACGAAGAAGAGCAUUAUUUCAUGGGAGCCGACGACCAUGAUGACAGCUUUGACGCAACUCUCGAGGACACUGUGAAGACGCCCGUCGUUCUCCCCGACGACUGGCGCCAGGACAUGGCCAACCCUAUGGACGAGGUUCUCGAGGGUGGCCCCAUGCUUGAUGGCUUUCACAACUUCCCUGCUGGCGAAAUCCCACAGCAAGAUCGUACAGAUUCACGCAACUCCAAUGGUGAUCACAGGCCCUUGCCACCUCUGCCCCCUCCUCCAGGCAUGUUUAGUGAGAGACGGAACUCAAACUCGUCACUUUCCGCAACCGCUGAGAGAAUGAUUGGGUCCUCGCGGACCUUGCCGUCUCCCCCUCCUGCAUCUUCAUUCUCAAAAUCUGACAUUCAAAACAUUGGUAAUGGCAAGAUGACACUGGAAGAACGACUCAAGCUCAUGAUGCUCUCUGACGAUGGCAAAUCAGCCGCUGAACAACAGCGAGAGCGAAGGAUGAGACGGGCCGGCACUCGUGACCGUGCGGAUAGUCAGACUCCAGAAGUCGAGCUUCACGAUCCAUUGAUCUCAGCCGAGGAGGAUGACACUCUCCCAGAACUGUCAGGGUUGGGCGACUACGAGCUACCGGCAAAGAUUUCCCGCGAAUCUAUCAUGCGCCGCGUGGAUGGUAAUCAGGCGUCAGAGCGGGAAUCUGACUACAACUUCUCUUCACCUCCACCAAGCUCCCCCGAGCGUCCGCUUCCUCUGGACCCUGACGUCCCUAUUCCCAGCACAGAAGACUCGGCGGAGGACGAGAUCGAUCACAAUGCUUAUUUGCAUCACGAAGACGAGCAAGAUGAUGACAUGUCGAUCACAGACUACUAUCAACGCUCUGAGUCUGGGGUCGAAGACAUCGACGAGGAUGGCAAGGAUGAUGCUGAGAAGGUCGACGACUCCAGCAGCAAUUAUUCUGGUCCCGACCUGCCACCCACUCCUCAGGAGGAGAAGUCAGAAGAAGAGCAAUUGACGACGCCUCGGGCUGCAUCUCCUACGCAACAAGAGUCAUCGAUCGAUACCAUCACGGAGAAAGACCUCCCAGAACUCCCCACCAACCAGAAGCAUAACCCGUUUACUGACGAUCUGCAAUCAUUUAUGCUUCCGAAACCCGAUGAGGCUGAUGCCCCCCAGGAGACUGAGGUGCCCGCCUUGCAGAGCCCAUUCAGACCGAAGCUUACUCUGUCCAAGCCAGAGUACGAUGGUUCCGGUUGGGGUGAGCCCGAUGAGGACGACGAGGAGCCUAAGACGCCAGACUCUGUCAUCCAUCGCCCUUUGCCAUCCUAUGACGAGGAGGAGGAGCUAGAGGAAGAGCGAAACUCUCCAGCAAUCCCCGAGACUGUGGCCACCAUCAAGUCUGCUGCAGGGUCGAGACUGAAGACUCGCCCUUCCGCCACGCCCUCCGACAUUGCGGCAAUGAGGGAGCAGAGACGCCAAGUUAGCUGCGAGGUGCCCAACAUCCCCCAGAUUCCCGACCGCCAUCGUAAUCGCAUGUCACGAGACAUGGACUCCGAGCAGCAUCUUGCCCCGGACGUGACGGGCGACGAGUACAUGCAGCGACACCCCAGCUUCAAGAGUCGCAGUCUCACUCUAGACCUUGACCUUGGUCUCAGUCUCGACCAGGACUUUGAGCGAGUGAUCGAAGCACAAAAGCGAGGCUACCUCAUGCGACAGAACACCAAGGUUGUCGCAGCGAGCGACAAAGACAACGAAGAUCUGCGCCCUUCCACCCGCUCUGCUGGCAACUCUCCAGUGAAGCAGACACGGCCCCAGUCAUGGACUGUCGAACCUUGGAAUGGCCAGAUUAGGAAGAAGAGCCUCCGGAAGAGACACACAAGUAAUGGCCCGGUCCCUCCGUUGCCCGGGCAGGAAAGCAACGCUGCCCCAAUGAGCACGCUGGUAGAGGAAGACGCGAGUACAGACAUCUCAGCCGAAGAGAGCGGUGAGCGAGGCAGAGUGUUUGUGAAGGUGAUGGGUGUCAAGGAUCUUGACUUGCCCAUGCCCAAGAACGAGCGCACUUGGUUCAGCCUUACCCUCGACAACGGUGUACAUUGCGUUACUACCGCAUGGCUCGAGCUGGCGAGAAAUGCCCCCAUUGGCCAGGAGUUCGAACUGGUCGUCCCUAAUGACCUCGAGUUCCAGCUCACCCUGAACGUCAAAUUGGAGAGGCCCCCACCUCAGCGGAUGGCUCAAUCUCCUGCCUCACCGCGCAAGACCAAGACGUCGACCUUCAGCCGUGUUUUUGCGUCACCAAAGAAGCGCAAGGAGAUGGAGCUGCGGCAGAAGGAGGAAGAUGAGCGGCUCGCUCGACAACAGCGAGAAGCUAACGCCAGGAAGACCGCCGCCAAUCCCACGGCCUGGGACCUUCUCUCACCUCUGGCCGCCGAGGAUGGCAGCUUUGCUCGUGCUUAUGUCUGUCUCAAGGAGCACGAAACGCGGUGCUUUGGUCGUCCCUACGUGGUUGACGUUGCCUGCUUCAACGAGUGGGCUACAGAGGAGGCCGGGUUCGCUUCAAGCGUGAAGAGCAAGCGAGGUAGUACCUCUGUUGUUCGCAAGGCCCCGUACAAGAUCGGAAAGCUCGAGCUCCAGCUCCUCUUCGUUCCGAGACCGAAGGGUGCCACCGACGACGACAUGCCUAAGAGCAUGAACUCCUGCAUCCGUGAGAUGAAGGCUGCCGAGGAACGCCGAUCCCGCAACUGGGAGGGACAUCUGAGCCAACAAGGUGGAGAUUGCCCAUACUGGCGUCGCCGCUACUUCAAGCUUGUUGGCACCAAGUUGACUGCGUACCAUGAGGCCACACGGCAGCCACGUGCCACCAUCAACCUCGCAAAUGCCAAGCGACUCAUCGACGACCGCAGAGCCCUGACUGAGAAGGAGAUCACCGGCAAGAACGGGAAGCGUCGCCGGUCAGCCUUUGCCGAGGAGGAAGAGGCUUACAUGUUCGUGGAGGAGGGAUUCCGGGUCCGAUUCAACAACGGCGAGAUCAUCGACUUCUACGCCGACAGCCCCGAGGACAAGGAAGGCUGGUUGAAGGUCCUGUCGGAUGUCAUUGGCCGUGACAACUUCGGUAAUGACGAAGACGGCCUCGUUGGUUCUUCCCGGGCCAAGGGCAAGUGGUGUGAUCUCGUCCUUAAGCGGGAAGAUACACUACGCCGCCGAGCUGAGGGUCGACGCCCCAGUCAUGGCCGAACCAAGAGCAGCCUGGUUUGA
Messenger RNA from Diaporthe citri, 4101 nucleotides. RefSeq lists its product as uncharacterized. Gene Ontology annotation, molecular function: GTP binding. The transcript has 6 exons. The record is from RefSeq and is a predicted model, not a curated record. NCBI's taxonomy places the organism in Eukaryota, Fungi, Ascomycota, Sordariomycetes, Diaporthales, Diaporthaceae. Bases 1 to 4101 code for a protein of 1366 amino acids.